Molecule: messenger RNA, 1701 nt
Organism: Penicillium cataractarum
Lineage: Eukaryota; Fungi; Ascomycota; Eurotiomycetes; Eurotiales; Aspergillaceae
Product: MFS transporter
Exons: 2
Coding region: 1-1701 (566 amino acids)
Biological process (GO): transmembrane transport
Cellular component (GO): membrane
Molecular function (GO): transmembrane transporter activity
Source: RefSeq, a predicted model, not a curated record
AUGGAGUCCACCAAUCGCGAACCCUCGGAGAAGGCUCUUGCAGAGUCCGUCUCUUCGGAAAAGUUAGACGAGUCGCUUAACUUCAAUAUCUCAGACGACACACCCCAGCCCGAUGGACCAACAGCCACGAAAUCGGAGGACGGCAGAUCAAAGGAGGGAACCGACGGGCAAUCAGUAACCACGCCGAAAUUUUUGACCAGAGUUAAUUUGAAUGCCAAUUCGGGCGCAACAGACGUCGAAGCGAACGAACAACGAACAAUCACAACAAAACUCUUCCCAAUCACAAACCUAGACCAGGGAAUCAUCGGCUGGGAUAGCCAAGAUGAUCCCGAGAAUCCUCAAAACUUCGCCAUGAGUCAGAAAUGGGGUCUUUUGGCCUUGAUGACUGCCAUGACGUUCAUUUCGCCUCUAGCAUCAAGUGCAUUUUCGCCUGCUGUGAGUUAUGUUGCAGUCGAUCUGCACGAAGAUAAUCAGACCGUUCUCUCACUAGGUGUUAGUAUCUUCUUGCUCGGAUAUACUGUCGGCCCACUCGUGCUCGCCCCGAUGAGCGAGAUCUACGGCCGUCGAAUUGUGCUUAGUUGUGCAAACUGGUUUCUUGUGCUGUGGCAGAUUGGCUGUGCCUUAGCCCCGAAUAUCGAGACUUUAAUCAUCUGUCGCAUGUUUGCUGGUAUGGGUGGCGCGGGUUGUCUCACCCUUGGAGCGGGUCUUAUUGCUGAUCUUUUCCCAAUUGAGCAACGGGGCCUGGCUACGGCCCUGUGGAGUUGCGGUCCCUUGAUCGGCCCUGUUGUUGGACCUAUUGCCGGUGGUUUUAUGGGAGAGACAAUUGGCUGGCGCUGGAUCUUUUGGAUGGUUAUGAUUGCGGCUGGCUUAGUGUCAUUUGGCAUUGAAGUUUUGAACCGUGAGACCUAUGCUAUCGUUCUUAUCCGUCGUAAGACUGAACACUUGUCUAAGGAGCUAGGUCGCAGUGAUCUUCGAAGCGCCUAUGAGACGAGUGUGGAGCGAGCUUCUCUCUCCUUGACUAUGAAACGUGGCUUGAAGCGGCCUAUUGUUCUCUUACUUCGAUCGCCCAUGGUCUUGCUCCUGUCCCUUUAUGUGGCUGUUGUCUACGGUCUGCUUUACCUCUUCUUUACGACUAUUGCGAUAGUAUUUGAGAGUCAGUACGGCUUCUCCACAGGCUUGUCAGGCCUAGCUUUUCUAGGCAUUGGCCUCGGCUUCGUUAUUGGAUUGAUCUUAUACGGCGUGACUAAUGACCGUGUUGUCCUGAAGCUCACCGUACGCAAUGGUGGUAAAUAUGAGCCGGAGAUGCGCUUACCGGCAAUGAUCGCCUUCUCAAGCCUCCUACCUAUCAGCUUUUUCUGGUAUGGCUGGUCAGUGGAAAAAAAUGCGCAUUGGAUUGUGCCUAUUAUCGGCAUGGCCCCGUACGGUAUAGGGAUGAUGGGGGUUUUCCUCCCGGUCCAAACGUAUAUCAUCGACGCUUACUCGAGAUAUGCCGCGUCAGGAAACGCGAGUCUCACGACUAUCCGAUCUCUAAUUGGAGCUGUGCUUCCAUUGGCUGGACCGCAAUUGUUCAAGGCUCUUGGUCUUGGCUGGGGCAAUUCUUUACUGGGAUUCAUUGCGCUCGCAUUCCUGCCGGUCCCGAUAUUUUUCUCACGGUACGGACAGCGCAUUCGAGAGAAGUUUCCCGUGAACCUGGAUGGUUGA